CCUUGCCUUCCCUGAGAGAAAAACGGGGGCUGGGAAGGAGGGGAGGGGGAGGGAAUCUGUGAGUAGAGCUAACUUCUGAGCCAGCCUCUUUCAGCAAACCUCCUUCUUACCUCUUCAUCUCCCCCCUCGGCCGCCCCCGGCCCCGUCCAGCCCCGAGCUCUCAGCCCCGGCCGGCACCCGGGACCCCACCGGGACCCCCGGGAGGGUGAGCCCGGGGCCGGGCGGAGCCGAUCGGCGCUGAGGGGAGGCGGAACGGGCCGGGCCGGGGCGGGCCGGAGCCGCCGUGCACAUGCGGGAGGCUCCCGGAGGCUGCGGGCUGAGACGAGCGGCGCGGCCGCCCGCGCUAGGCUGCUGCCUCCAAAUGCGUGCCACGGCUGCCUGCCCCUGCGGAGAUGUGAGAGGAACAGGUAAAAGGUACUCAUUUCUCUGUAGGAAGCAAAAUGUUAUUUGCAUGGAUUGUGCCUGCAGCAAUUUGUUUGUUGAUGCACUUCACAGCAGAAGCGUGCAGUAAAGGAAACGUGACUGCUAACAAACCUCCCCACGGGGUCGCAGAAAUAUGCGACAAAGGAAAUAUGACUGCUAACUCUGCUUCACAUGUCCAGCCUGGAACUAACAUUACCCUCUCGUGCCAGCUGAAACAACUGAAAUACAACGAGCAGUGCAAGAUAGCUAUUUUCUUUAACAGUUCCGAACUAAUUAUUAAUUACGGCACUUCCGUGAGCACCAAAUUUCAAGUCCUGACAUAUGGCAAGCACAUGUUUACUUGCAAAAUAGUUUGUGAAUACAAGAAAAAACUCAUUUGUGGAGUCGAUAUAAUGUCUGGAAAUCCUCCAGAUCAGCCAAGAAACGUGUCAUGUAUCCAGUAUGGGACAGAUGGCAGUCCUACCUGCACCUGGGAUAAAGGAAGGCUUACAUACAUAAACACUACAUACGUAAUACAGCUGUCAGAUGGCACUGACAUCUUCUGUUUUCUAGAAGAAAAUCUGAGUAAUAAAUUUGGCUCGCUGGUUCUGAGCAAGAAGUUGAAUUUUGACUCCACUUACACAGUUGUGGUUGCCGCCUCCAACGAACUAGGAAGUGCUUUUUCACAGCCACUCAUGUUCAUGUUGGUAGACAUAGUGAAACCACAUCCUCCGAGAUUGUUGGUGGAAUUUGAAAAUUCUGUGACAAAUUUCUCAUUUGUUUGGCACGAUGAAGUUCGAGCACAGCACUGUCGAAUAAGAUACCGUCCGCUUACUGGUUAUGCCUGGAACACGGUUGAAAACGUCAAUAGUGAAAAUUUCAGUCUUUAUGGUCUGGAGCCUCAUACAGAAUACGAAUUCCAGGUUAGCUGUAAAAUUCAUCCUGAGAGGGGACUGUGGAGUAACUGGAGCACUUUCCAAACCCAGACUCCAGAAGCAGUGCCCACUGGUCUCUUAGAUGUCUGGUACAAAAUGCAGGAUGUGGACUCUCAAACGCAGAACAUUUCUCUUUUUUGGAAGGCUCUGAGCAAGUCAGAAGCAAAAGGCAGAAUCCUGCAGUACACGGUGACCUUUGAAGCACUAAAUUGCGGCGGUCCCGAAGCAGAGGUUACCACACAGACCAGUUACACCAGAACCACUGCGAAGCUGGACUACAGGAUAACAGUCACUGCUGACAACUCGAGGGGAAGCUCACCGCCUGCAGUCAUCAUCACUGACCUAGGCAUCGGGGAUUUACCUCCUCCUCAGAAAGUUUCCGCUCUCCCGAUGGGAAAUGGCAGCAUCUUUGUCAGCUGGAAACCUCCCAAAAAAUUCACUGCAUUCAUCAAUGGCUACGUAGUGGAAUGGAUGGACACACACAGGAAGAAGAGCCUCGCACCUCCUCUGACCUGGGUAAAGCUCGUAGCAUCCAACCUGUCUACAGUGAUAUCAGAACACAUAAAAGAUAACGUGUGCUACGACAUCAGUGUAUUUGCACUUUAUCAGGACAGAGCUGGACGAGUGGCAUCAGUCAGGGGAUACUCGAGAGAAAAAGCACCAUCAGCUGGGCCCCAGAUAUACACAACGCCACAGACAAAUGGUGUCUUGGUUUCGUGGGAGGACAUCCCUUCCCACCAGCAAAUGGGCUGCAUCACGGCGUACAACAUAUACCUGCGAAAAAAGGACAGCGAGGGAGCUCCGGCUGUCUACGCCAUUUCUAAUGCAACUUCCCAACGCGAAUUUUACAUCACAAACCUACAACGCGGUGAGAAUUACAUCCUCUGGAUGACAGCGUCAACGGCUGCUGGGGAGAGCCCCUGGGGCAACAGGGAGCUGGUCUGCUUGGAAAGUGCUGUGGACUGGCUCAUCGUUGUACUUACGUGCAGCUUCUUCGUGUUUUCAGUCUGCGUGUGCUCCAUGCGUCCUGCAAGAAAAGUGUUGUACUCUCUGCUUUCUGCCACCGUGCCCCAGUGGCACGACAAAGCCAUCCCAGAUCCAGCUAACGCGACUUGGGCUAGGAGUUACGCUGCUGUGAAGCAGGGCGAGCUGAGCGUGCCCUCCAGCCUGUUCCUGCGGGACACAAGCAGCUUCGAGGAGCCUGAAACCAUAGAAGUCGAGGAGGGCUUCACGAAGACAGACUCCCAGAUUUUCCAUGAGAAGCUCAUCUUCGGCAAGGUUCACGGCAGAGAAAAUCACGACUGGCAGUCGGAAAGCAGCUUUGGGAAGCAGGAGUCGGAGUACAAGGCUCUGCCCAGCACAACGGACGGGGACAGCUACGAGCAUCAGCUCCCCUACCUGUACAGAAGGAUGGCAGAGGUGACAGAACAGAUGCAGCCUGCUCCCGAGUACCUCGCUAACCCCAUCUCCGACAGAGCUCCGGGCUACCUGCCCGCGGGCAUCCUGGCCCCUGCGACAGACACCGCUGCCGAGCAGCAGGAGCUCGAGUGCAGCCCCAUCUCUGUCUUUCCAACCACUUUUCUGCCGCCCGUGUUUUCCUACGGAGGGAAACUGAAUUUGGACACGGUGAGGCUGAACGGCAGCUCUUUCACGAGGUAGGGGGGCGGAACGGUCCGGCCUUGAUUUCUGCACUUGGUGGAGUAUUUCAGCGCGUUUCACUGCAGCCGGUACAACAACUCCUAUGUGACACCUCCAGGGGACAAAAGCCAACUCCCAAACCUCUCCAGCAGUGCCAGUCAUGCCUUACAGAGCAUGCUAAGGUAGAAUUAAAGACAGAAGAGCCAGGAUUGCUGGGGCUCAGCAGCCUGCCUUUUUGAGAGUUUAAUUGCUCAGGCUGCCUUUACACAGCCUGGGUACCCUCAGCUCCCUGUCCCACUGACCACAAGCAACCAAGUCUGGCUUGAACUACAUCAGACAAGCUAAAAAUCAUUUAAAAUAAUGCUUUCCAAGAAGAAAAAGCGCUGAUUUCAGUAAGGGUCAGCCCUCAGCAUCUGACAGGACCACGGUUGCAGUCUGUGCUCCAGCUGCACCCAAGUGAGAAAUGCAACAUUUGGAAAUCUGCAAGAGCUGGUGCUAAACCUACACGCCCAAUACCCCACAAACAGCGUUCCUCAAAGAGAGGGAACACUGGCACGAAGUCGUUGCAUCCCCAUGACCCUGGUGCUACAGCCCCACGCGGGCCCCAAAGGCUGUGAGAUUUGUUAUUUCUGCAGCAGGGCUGAGCAGCUCCAUCAGGAGCCUGCCCCCGUGGCUCAGUUUGGAGAAAUCCUCAGCAGAAAUUAAGGAAGAGGCAGCACAUGGGUACAGUAAGUCAAAUGGACCGUGGAGAAUUUAAAUGAUUUAUUGAAGUGUUCUAAUUACAGGCUUGAAGCACGUGUUCCACACGUAAUGACUCUGUUUACUCGGUGUAGAUAUGUGAUGCGUAUUUAUAAAUAGGAUGUUGGGAACCUGCA
Molecule: messenger RNA, 3850 nt
Organism: Anas platyrhynchos (mallard)
Lineage: Eukaryota; Metazoa; Chordata; Aves; Anseriformes; Anatidae
Gene: IL12RB2
Product: interleukin 12 receptor subunit beta 2
Cellular component (GO): membrane
Molecular function (GO): protein binding; cytokine receptor activity
Source: RefSeq, a predicted model, not a curated record